AUGGCAAAACUACCUGAACGCCCUUCAACCAAACAAUUCAUUUCUUACAUGCGUUUAAGCAUCGAGAUUCUCCUCAAUGCAGAGAACCAAAACCAUGGGCUUAUCCCCCCUCUCUCCCCCACCCCGAGCUACCUUCUGUCUGCUCCUAUCACGCAAUUCCGCCUACCGACCACGGGAAAGCGUUUAACUGUGAGUUAACGUCAAAUCAAGACAGUAACUCGCGCGUUUGUACCCCCCGGUGAAGGUUUCGCCGAAAUUCCGGCCGGAGGAACGGCCAACCCGCGUUGGGUCUGGAGGUUGGCGCGCUUGAAGCGCAUCGAGACUAUGAUAUGGUAGCCCGAGCUAGAUACAUUAACCACCCCUAAGAGCCAUCGUACCAUAUGGCGCAUUAACUGUACGAGUAAACCACUCUACGGGGUCCCCUGCUCCGGUUGGGCUUAUUUAUCGAUUUCAAAUCUCUACCCUCUGAAACAUCCGACACUCGGAAGAUUCAGCCGGCCCCGCCCGAGCCAUUGGAGCACUAACGUUUCGCAACCAUGGGAAAAAGCAGUUUGAACCUUGUAUCAGAAAGUUGAGCUCAUGUUAUCAAACCACAACCGGCCGGUCGUUCUCUGACGGAAAGGCGUCGAAUGCGUGGUCUUUACCACAAUUACAGGUAUGAUAGCCGGAAUUUUUUUUUGAAGAAAACCGCGAGGCUUUCAAGCCGCACGCCAGUUGGAUCGUUGCCCCAUCCAGGGAUACUGCUCGAGUAAAGGCUGAGGUUAGACGAGCAUGCAGAAUUACGGUAAGGUACCCUGUUUUCUUUUCUUUUCUUUUUUUUUGUAGGUCUAACCCCAACCACGGUCAUAAAGCUGUUGUUACCUUGUCCACGUUUGUCAGAAUUAUGCUCAAGGCAGCAAAUACUGAGUACUGUACAGUACUUGCAUUGAAGCGCGGAUCACGGAACUUCUCAGAUUUGGGCCAUAACAAUGUAUAUUAAGAAGAACCGGAUAAAUCCUAGCGACAGA
Molecule: messenger RNA, 1007 nt
Organism: Tuber melanosporum (Perigord truffle)
Lineage: Eukaryota; Fungi; Ascomycota; Pezizomycetes; Pezizales; Tuberaceae
Exons: 1
Coding region: 1-198 (65 amino acids)
Source: RefSeq, a predicted model, not a curated record